This is a messenger RNA of Durotheca rogersii, 2439 nucleotides long. RefSeq names its product methylmalonate semialdehyde dehydrogenase. The transcript is spliced from 2 exons. Gene Ontology annotation, molecular function: malonate-semialdehyde dehydrogenase (acetylating, [NAD(P)+]) activity; methylmalonate-semialdehyde dehydrogenase (acylating, NAD+) activity. Gene Ontology annotation, cellular component: mitochondrion. Gene Ontology annotation, biological process: thymine catabolic process; L-valine catabolic process. Bases 125 to 1843 code for a protein of 572 amino acids. The record is from RefSeq and is a predicted model, not a curated record. Lineage: Eukaryota; Fungi; Ascomycota; Sordariomycetes; Xylariales; Xylariaceae.
CAGCUCAGCAGCUCCUGGGGUUCUAAUUCUUUUUUUUUUUUUUCUGAGUAGGAAAAGGAGCUUUCCGCUCCGCCAGGCCGACUUUUCCUCUUCCUUCUUCCCUCCUCUUGGGACCAUCGUUACCAUGCACCGUCUCGCGAGAACGCGAACCACCGUCGGCCGCACCGCAGCUCGCCUCUCGUCCUCAUUCUCCCUUCUGUCGUCCCCCACAGCUCCUUCCAGCAUGGCAUCCGAGACAGCGGCCGCGAGGCGGAUAGCGGCCACCGCGCAACAUAUCCGCCCCAUAAGCGGGCUCGCCUCGACGGCGACGAGCUACCCAACCACGCACGAGAAGAUCGCCGCGCCAGAGGACACGCCGUACUUUCUGAACAACCAAUUUGUGCCGAGCCAGACGGACAAGUUCAUCGACCUGCACGACCCGGCGACGAACAACCUGGUGACGCGCGUGCCGCAGAUGACCGAUGCCGAGCUGCGGGCCGCCGUCGACAGCGCCCAGCGGGCCUUCCCGGCCUGGAGGGCGACGAGCGUGCUCGCACGGCAGCAGAUCAUGUUCAAGUUUGUCAACCUGAUCCGCGAGAACUGGGACCGCCUCGCGGCCAGCAUCACCCUCGAGCAGGGCAAGACGUUCGCCGACGCCAAGGGCGACGUGCUGCGCGGUCUGCAGGUCGCCGAGGCCGCGUGUGGCGCUCCGGAGCUGCUCAAAGGCGAGCUGCUCGAGGUGGCCAAGGAUAUGGAGACGCGGUCCUACAAGGAGCCGCUGGGCGUCGUUGCCGCCAUCUGCCCCUUCAACUUUCCCGCGAUGAUUCCGUUAUGGUGCAUUCCGAUCGCCACCGUUACCGGCAACACCCUGAUCCUGAAGCCGUCUGAGAGGGAUCCCGGCGCGGCGAUGAUCCUGGUCGAGUUGGCGAAGAAGGCCGGCUUCCCCGACGGCGUCGUCAAUGUUGUUCACGGCGCGCACCGCACUGUCGACUUCAUCCUCGACGCCCCCGAGAUCAAGGCCAUAAGCUUCGUCGGCGGGAACAAGGCGGGCGAGUACAUCUAUAGUAGGGCAUCGGCGAACGGUAAGAGGGUCCAGGCCAACCUCGGCGCCAAGAACCACGCAGCCGUCAUGCCCGACUGCAACAAGAAUCAGUUCAUCAACGCCGUCGUCGGCGCCGCUUUCGGCGCUGCCGGCCAGCGAUGCAUGGCUCUCAGCACCCUAGUCAUGGUGGGCGAGACGAAGGAGUGGCUGGCCGAAGUCGCCGAGAGCGCCAAGAAGCUCCAGGUCAACGGCGGCUUCGAGCAAGGGGCCGACUUGGGCCCCGUCAUCUCGCCCCAGAGCAAAGAGAGGAUUGAGGGCCUGAUCGCGAGCGCGGAGCAGGAGGGCGCGACGAUCCUCCUGGACGGGCGCGGCUUCAAGCCGGCCAAGUACCCCAACGGGAACUGGGUGGGGCCGACGAUCAUCAGCAACGUGACGCCGGUGAUGAGGUGCUACAAGGAGGAGAUCUUCGGGCCGGUGCUGGUGUGCCUGAACGUGGAGACGCUCGACGAGGCGAUCGAGCUGAUCAACCGGAACGAGUACGGCAACGGCGUGGCCAUCUUCACGCGGUCGGGGCCGACGGCGGAGACGUUCCGGCGCAACAUUGAGGCGGGCCAGGUGGGCAUCAACGUGCCGAUCCCGGUGCCGCUGCCGAUGUUCUCGUUCACGGGCAACAAGAAGAGCGUCGCGGGCGGCGGCGCUAACACGUUCUACGGACGGCCCGGUAUCAACUUCUACACGCAGCAGAAGACGGUGACGGCGCUGUGGUCGAGCGCCGACGCGAUCUCGCGAAAGGCAGACGUGGCGAUGCCGACGCACAAUUAGUCGGUCCAUCGAGCCGAGCGAGGCGUGAGCAGGUCCAGUCUGUUCGGACCCGUCCAUACUAUCCACGUGUCCGCCAUCUCAGGCUGAAAAAGGGCGAUGAGGUUAGUUGGAGCAAGAUAAAAGAGUCGGAUGGGCCCCCCUUCUUUUUUUUGGGGGGGGGGGAUUGUUGGGGUUCGUAUUACGAACUGUAUAUACCUAUAAUGGCAUUCGAAUACAGGUAGGCAGAUGUAGCAAGCGUGAGUACCGAGGAGCAUGGGCGAGCUUGCAUCGCUGUCGAUCAAUUUAAUUAUCGUUGUCUUCCGGUGACAAGUCCUAGGAGGGAGGGAGGGAAAGUAGAAAAGUGAAGAAGAGGGAUGCCGCCGAUGCCUUGCUAUCGAGAUGCGCCUGUGGAGUCGAUGAUGGAUGGCGUAUAAGGUACCUACAUAGGCAGGGGCAUAAUACAAAACGAAAUAGGCAACUAUAUGAUAUUAGGUGUUUACCUAGGUAGGUGAUAUGCAAUAACUGGUUGGUGAUUUCGUUGUGAGGAGUUCAUAAAGAUGGCUCAUGUUACCGUCCGGCUCAUCGAAAUGGCGGUAAGAUACAUAUGUAUAUCGUAC